UGGUGUGUGGUGGUGUAUUUAUUUACUGCAUGACUGUGGGUUAGUUAAGUCUGAGCGGUUUAUAUUUUGUUUUAUUACGAAUCGAACAUUACGUGAGAUUUUACAUGCGUUUGUUUGUAAAAGUGAUGUUAACAUGAUUUUUUGAAGCAUAACAUCAGUGAUUACUGUGUGCGGUGGUAUACCUACCAUGGCAGAGAUUUGUAAGUUUAAAUUAGGCUUGUUUUUUGAAGAGGACGGUUAAGUGUUUAAAAGUUUUUCUUUGAGUGAAGUGCAACAUGUCACAGUGCAAGAAAUUUACGCCAAAUAUAUUUCAUAAAACGAAAUGUUCUAAUUGCUUUCGACAGAAAGAGGAACACUCUGCUGAAGCCCUGGAAUGUAACCGGGCUAGCCGUUCUAUAGCCCGGAGCGGAUAUCUGUUUGUGGCUCCGGAUUGGGAUUUUUCCGUGCCUCUCAACAGGACUAAGGUAAGAUUCGUUUUCAAAAUUUAA
This is a messenger RNA of Anoplophora glabripennis (Asian longhorned beetle), 488 nucleotides long. RefSeq names its product protein outspread-like. NCBI's taxonomy places the organism in Eukaryota, Metazoa, Arthropoda, Insecta, Coleoptera, Cerambycidae. The transcript is spliced from 2 exons. The record is from RefSeq and is a predicted model, not a curated record. Bases 276 to 488 code for a protein of 70 amino acids.